CGCUGGCUUAAGUGACUGCCUUUCAACCGGGUGGAAUAUUUCGCUAUGGAUGUGAGAGACAAGAGCAGCAGGCUGGCUGUCUUCCUAUCGAUUUUUUCGUGUGUGCUCUUCGCGAGAACGGCUUCGGAAGGUGAGGGUUUUGUGGGGCCAGAACAUCGUCUGUACACUGACCUGUUCGCCGGAUACCUCCCUGACUCCAGGCCCGUGACCAACGCCAGUCACACUGUCAUGGUGACUUUCGCUUUGUCGCUAAAUCAGCUGCUGGAUUUGGAUGAGAAGAACCAGGUUCUGACCACUUCAGUAUGGAUUUACGAGGAAUGGAUAGAUGAGACGUUGACCUGGAUACCUGCCAAUUACCAAGACCAGUCCUCCAUCAUGAUUCCCGCCACAAGCAUCUGGCUGCCAGAUGUCUUCAUAUUCAACACGGCUGGUGACGGAAUGAAUGGAUUUGUCAACGUCAAUGGCAGCAAAGUGGCCAUACGAUAUGACGGGCGGGUCCGAUGGAUGGUUCCACUCAUGGUCUCUAGUGCAUGUGCAGUGGAUGUCACAUACUUCCCAUAUGACAGACAGGAAUGCUCCAUAAACUUUGGCUCUUGGAUCUACGACAAUAGACAAAUGGAUAUCAGAGUAGAGACCAAUGUACCUGAUCUGCAGCAUUACAUUAUGAACAGCGAAUAUGACUUGGAAAAUGUAAGCAUCUCACUUGAAGUCCUCAACAGCACUUGUUGUCCUGGUGAAGGUAGUCAUUCCAUUGUGUCCUUGAACUUGGCACUGAAGCGGAAGUCACUGUACUAUGACUACAUUGUUAUUGCUCCGACCAUCAUGCUUUGCGUGUUGACCUUGGCCUCCUUCCUGUUGCCAUGUGACCGUGGUGAGAAAAUGGCCAUCGGUUUGACAGUCUUCCUCACUCUCUAUGUCCUGCAGUUGCGCAUAGCAGAUAAUGUUCCUGACACAAACACCACACCAAUUCUAGGUGUGUUCAUGCUAAUCGUCAUGACCUUCAACUGUGUGUCGCUAAUAAUGGCUGCGGUGGUUAUGAACAUCAAGAAGAGAGGUGAUGACGUUACAUGUCCUGAAGUGCCUAACUGGCUAUUCAUUUUGUGCAAUCAGGUCCUCGGCCGUGUGGUUUGCACCAGCUUCCAGUGGCGAGAGGACUUUGAGUCAAAAGAGUUCAUGUCAUACUCAAAAACAGUCAGGCAGAGGUCAGAUCAUCUGUAUGUUGCUGCCUCUAACAGAAUGAGUAGAGCUGACAGAGAUUGUCUCCGAUACACACCUCUGAGAUGUAUUGGGGACAGUCCUUCACGGUCUUGUGAAUAUGACUCAUCAGAUGAUGAUCGCUAUGGAACGCCAACCAGAGGAAGAGUAACGUGUCCAAGAUCUAGUCAUGAACAUGAUUAUAGUUUUGUGGGAGAUGUUCAAGAAGAGGUUUGGGUCAGAGCCAAGAACAGAAAUGAGGAAGAUGUAACAGAGGAGAUCAUGAGUGGCAGCAAAAAUAGCAGUCGAAGCAGGAGGUUAAAUGGAAAAGGGGAAGCUAUUCCUCUGCAGCUACAACAUGGCUUGGUAGAAGAUUGUGCUUGUGAGUCCCAUGAGAACAGAACUGGUGAAGAUGUCAGCGGUAGAGAUAUGGAUGGUGUCCGGCAGAGACGACACGGGGAGGAAAGACGGGCACACAUAGCCAGCUUGAGUGGUCAGUUGGAGGAAGAAACUGACAUGUUGCUAGGGGGAUCACCUCUUGAUGAAGACAGUUCAUCAGCUUCUCAUGAUGAAAUAAAAAUAGAGAGCAAAAUUUAUGCCCAUAAGAGACGCUGGUUCUUUGUGGCUCAAGUUGUGGACAAAUUCUCUUUUCUUGUUUAUCUUAUUCUGCUGACAGUUUCCAUCUUCACUGUGCUCUUCCUCAUCCCAGUUUACUUCAGGAAUGACAAAUGAUACUGUAGUAAGCCAGUUCUAGCGUUUAUAAAUCAGUAAAAAUUAUUACAUGCUCAUGUUAUGACAACAAUUUUGAAGAAUGCAAUUGUUUCAUCUCUUUGGAAACCGACUUUUGUAUUAUUUAUUUCAUUCAAGUUUUGGCAGACUUAACUGGGACAAG
Aplysia californica (California sea hare) is the source of this 2086-nucleotide messenger RNA. RefSeq names its product neuronal acetylcholine receptor subunit alpha-9-like. Gene Ontology annotation, biological process: chemical synaptic transmission; regulation of membrane potential; nervous system process. NCBI's taxonomy places the organism in Eukaryota, Metazoa, Mollusca, Gastropoda, Aplysiida, Aplysiidae. Gene Ontology annotation, cellular component: neuron projection; postsynaptic membrane; synapse. Gene Ontology annotation, molecular function: acetylcholine-gated monoatomic cation-selective channel activity; transmembrane signaling receptor activity. The record is from RefSeq and is marked provisional.